AUGGCCAGAGAAAGCAGUGCACCCAACGAACCUCUCACUCCGAGUCGUCCGAAUCAACAGCACCGGCCUGCAGUUUCUCAGCAGCCUGAAUUUGGCAAGCCUUCUCCAAUGGGCCCCGCUCAGCAACACCGACCUACCCAGCCACAUCAAUCAAACCAUUUGUUCAAUAUUCCAAAGCCCAAUCAUGCUCGCCCCGAGCACCAUCGUCCCGCCCCCCGAACGCAGCCACAAUACCCCGCUAUGCGACACAAUGGAGCACCCCAUAGCCAGCGCCCGGCAGGGGCACCGAGCGCAGCUACGGCCACGCCCGCGAAGCGUGAACCCUUCGAUCCUUUCAAACCUGUGCACCCAUCGGCAUACAAUGACCGUCGGCCAGCUUACCCUGUAGGCGCAACCCCCAUCAAACGACCGGAGAACGUGAAUUUUACGACCCCACGUGCCGCGAGACCGCUCUUCAUGUCAAAGGGAACGGCACCAAAGCCAUCGAAUGCGUCUAAGAACCUCCAGGCAUUCAUCGACUUGACACGGGACGCUGAGACCGAGACUCGUACCAAUGCCCCAGGCAGCUCUGCUUCGGGCUUUGGUGCCAUGGAUGUGCACGGUUAUGUUGAUACAGCCAAAGCGAAUGAGAACAUUAAGGCCUUGCUCGAGGGUGCUUUUGAAGACGAGGAGGACCAAGCAACCCCCAAGGCGGAGAAAAAAGUCCAAAGCGAUGAUCUUGACGACUUGGCUGCUCAGCUCGAGGGUGUUACUGUCAAUGACAUGAGACCGUCCCAGUCCGAGGUUGCCCCUGGGCUCAAGACAGCGGGUGUCUCUGAAGAUAAUUCCGAGGAAGAGACAGACAAGCACGAAGCUGUAAACGAAGAUGACGGACAGGCUGAAGGUGAUGAGGAGGACGAGGAAGACGAGGAAGACGAGGAAGAUGGGGUCGUCGAAGGCCUCAAAGUUACCCUUCUUCCCCAUCAGAUCGAUGGCGUGAAAUGGAUGUGUGACAAGGAGACUGGAAGACGCACCACUAAAGGCAUUUAUCCUAAAGGUGGAAUUCUUGCGGAUGAUAUGGGCCUUGGAAAGACAGUCCAGGCUAUUGCCCUACUUCUCCGAAACCGCAAGCCUGAGCAUGAACACAGCGAAAAUGAUGACAACCCCGACAACCAGGAAAAGGGAAAGAAGGACGAGAACACACCCCCGGCCUCUAGUCUCAUAAAAAGUACUCUUGUCGUUGCACCGUUAGCUCUCAUCAAGCAAUGGGAAUCCGAGAUUGCGGACAAAGUCGAGAAGGGCCACAGGCUUCGUGUUUGCCUGUAUCAUGGAACGAAUCGUGCAAAAACAUCCGGCUCUCUGAGCCAAUACGACGUCGUGAUCACGACGUAUGGAACUCUGACCUCGGAGUCUGGUACAGCUGCUGCCGACAAAGCCAAGAAAAUGGGAAUCUUUUCCAACUACUGGUAUCGCAUCAUUCUCGAUGAGGCCCAUACCAUCAAGAACCGGAACGCCAAGGCCACUCAAGCAGCUUGCGCAUUGGACGCAAAGUACCGCUGGUGUUUGACCGGCACACCUUUACAAAACAACCUUGAUGAACUGCAAAGUUUGAUCAAAUUCCUUCGCAUCAAACCUUACGAUGACUUGGCUGCUUGGCGUGAUCAGAUUAGCAGACCUCUGGCUAACGGCCGUGGUGGCCUGGCCAUUCAACGUCUACAGGUCUACUUGAAAGCAUUUAUGAAGCGCCGGACUAAGGAUGUCUUGAAGGGCAAUGACGAACCCGAAGAUGGUGAAACCGAGAUCGAUGGCCAAGAAAAGAAGUCCUCGAACGGUUUCAAAAUUGUCAAGCGUGAAGUCAUCAAGAUCGAUGCGGAGUUCCUGGAUGGAGAAAUGAAUUUCUACAAGCGCUUGGAAAAACGCACAGAAAACAGCCUUGAUCAGAUGAUGGGUGGCUCUAAGGUUGAUUAUGCUGGAGCUUUGGUUCUGCUGUUACGUCUUCGCCAGUCUUGUAACCACCCCGAUCUGGUCAAGAGUGACCUUGCGGCUGACAAGGACGUUCUCUUGCAAAACAGUAACACGGGGAGCCAGUCCUCACAACCAAAACAGGAUGACCUGGACAAUGUUGCCGAUCUCUUUGGGGCCCUCAGCGUCGUUAAUAAGAAAUGUGAUGUCUGUCAGGCAGAGCUGAAUCAUGCCGAUGCAAAGAAUGGCGCUACCCGUUGCAACGAGUGUGAGGCUGAUUUGAAAACGGAUUUCAUGAGAAAAGACAAAAAGACAAAGCACAAGUCCAAGAAGCCUCACAAGAAAGAAAAAGCUUUGUUUGAUGAAAUACCUUCUCGUUCUCGGAAAAACCGCAGGGUCAUCAUGGAUAGUGACGAUGAAGAUGACGCCGAAUGGAUCGUCCCCGAGAACCAGCGUCACACGCCAAAUCUCGGCAAGGCUGGAGGGUCAGACGACGAGAAUGCUGAAGGCGGCGGGGAGUGGAUCGGCUCAGACGACUCAGAAACGGAAGAUGAGCUGGAAUCUCCUUCUGGAAGGAAGACCAGACCUAUCGUCAUGAAUAAUAGCUCUGACCAUGAAUCUGAUACCGAGCAAGAUAUAUAUGGUAACCCGGAAGAAGGCGACAACGGAGAGCUUCCUUCUACCAAGGUUCGCCAUUUGAUGAAGAUUCUCCACAAAGAGUCCGGCGACUACAAGUUCAUUGUCUUCUCCGUGUUUACCUCAAUGCUCGACAAGAUCGAGCCCUUCCUACGCAAUGCCAACAUCGGAUAUGCACGAUACGACGGUGGAAUGCGAAACGAUCUGAGAGAGGCUAGUCUCAACAAGCUCAGGAACAACAGCGGGACUAGGGUUCUACUCUGUAGUCUGCGUGCUGGUGCUCUGGGCCUGAACCUGACUGCCGCCAGCCGCGUUGUGAUCCUUGAGCCAUUCUGGAAUCCUUUUGUGGAAGAACAAGCCAUCGAUCGUGUCCACCGCCUCAACCAAACCAUUGACGUGAAAAUUUACAAAUUGAUCAUCAAGGGAACCGUUGAAGAGCGUAUUGUCGACCUUCAGGACCGAAAGCGCGAACUGGCCAACAUGACUAUUGAAGGCAAAUCUGCCGCUGGCAAAUUGACUAUGCGUGACAUGAUGGCUCUCUUCGGCCGUGAUGCUGAGUCCAGCUAUACCGACAAGCAGAGUACCCUCGACUUCAAGCAGCCCACUCGCCUCCUCAGCUCUGCGGAAGACACUGGCUCUGGGCCCUCCUCCCAGUCCUCGGUGCGAUCUGACUCUCGUGAUCGGAACCGCCGGCAUCCGCCAAACCGAUCUACGCCUGAGGAUUCGGUGUAUGGACGGCGAUGGUAG
Penicillium macrosclerotiorum is the source of this 3324-nucleotide messenger RNA. Its product is annotated as putative SNF2 family helicase/ATPase. Gene Ontology annotation, cellular component: cytoplasm. Bases 1 to 3324 code for a protein of 1107 amino acids. The record is from RefSeq and is a predicted model, not a curated record. Lineage: Eukaryota; Fungi; Ascomycota; Eurotiomycetes; Eurotiales; Aspergillaceae. Gene Ontology annotation, molecular function: ATP-dependent chromatin remodeler activity; ATP binding. The transcript is spliced from 3 exons.